ACAUUCCCCACCAUGGGGGACAUGAAGACUCCGGAUUUCGAUGACCUUCUGGCAGCUUUCGAUAUCCCCGACAUCGACACGAACGAGGCCAUCCACUCCGGCCACGAGGAAGCUGACGCCCACAUCAAGCAGGUCCCUGGGGAGCCGGGCCCCCCUGACCACGUCCUCCCCCACACGGACAUCACCGCUGUCAGCGUGAUCGUGAAGAACACCGUCUGCCCCGAGCAGCUCGAUGCCCUGGACGGGCGCAGCAAAGAUGGGCACGUCAUCGGGCCCCGCUUGCUGCAGAAUGGCUUCGGGGCCGCCGAGAUGCCCAGGUCCCCCACCUCCAGGUCUGUGGAAGCUGUGGCGUCCUCCAACGGGGAGUGUUGGGUGAAGGAGAAAGGCCCCAAACCCCUGGAUAUCUUCUCCCAUUUUAGCCCUGAUCCCAAUGAAGACAGCGCUGCCAACCUGAUUGACAGACCCCGGGACCCCCGGGAGUGUAAGCCGAAAGAGAAGUCCCUCGCCGUGCCCUCCCUCUCCCCGUCUCCCACCCCGUCGCUGGACUGCAAGGAGCCCAUGGGAGAGAGCGCAGAGAACCUGCCGCCGGCUUUCCCGCAGUCCUUCGAGACGAGCCAGGCAGGGGGGGCAAACGGGUCCCCUCCCACCAUCGCCUGCAUCAAAAAAGAGGAGUCUGACUCAGAGGAGGUGGGCCGCGAAGCCAGCCCGAAGGGCCUGGCUGCAGCCUUGGGUGACAGUCCCCUGGAUCACCUGAAAUCGGUCACCGUUCGCUACUCCACGGAUGAUUCUCCCAUCACGUCCUGGCCCGGUUCCGACCCAAACCUCGACAGCGGCACCAGCAGCCUUCCUGAAGUGAAGCACUCGCCCGCCAGCCCCCGGGAGCCGUUCUUCAAGCCUUCCUCGCCGGUGGUGCAGAGCCCCAGGCUCCCCGCUUCGCCGAAGCACCUGGACAGCAUCUCCCUCAAGGAAGAGCAAGAAGUUCUGGAGAAGUCGAUGGGAAGUCCACAGAGUAUGUCCAGCGCUGAGGAAGAGGAGGAGGAAGACGACAACAACAACGAUUCCCCUUCUUCCAAUUCCUCACGGCCCUUGAAAGUGCGGAUCAAAACCAUCAAAACAUCUUGUGGCAGCAUCACCCGAACAGUGACCAGGGUCUCGUCAGAUUCGGAGCCGGGCUCCGCCAAGGGCCCAGCCGAGCAGAGCUCCCAGGACACCUCUCUGGAGGGUGCCGGCUUCUCGGCAGACAAAGAGGAAGGGAUUGCGCUGGAGGUGGCCAAGGAGAAAAUGGAGCUCUCCAGCCCCUUGAAAACCAUCGAGGGGCCAAAAAUCGUCAGUGUUCAGCUUGGCAACGGCACCAAGCUCAAAGGGACCGUCCUGCCCGUCUCCACCAUCCAGAACGCCAGCAGCGCCAUGCUGAUUGCUGCCAGCGUGGCGCAGCAGAAAUCCGUGGUGCUGCCAGCAAAGACGGGUAAAGCCGUGGCCAAGAACAUCAUCAACCUGGUGCCACAGACCCUGCCCAAGGCCGACACCAGGACCAACGUCAGCACCGUGACGCAGACCGCCACCAUCACCACCACGGCCAACCAGAAGGUCAACGGCACCACGGUUGUGAUGGUGCAGCCGCAGAAGCCUUCCCCUACCAUCCCCGCCCGGCGCGCCGAGAGCCUGCCCCUGCCCCCCUUCGGUUCCCGCUGCCUGGAGUGCGGGGACUCCUUCGCCCUGGAGAAGAGCUUGGCUCGCCACUACGACCGGCGAAGCAUGCGCAUCGAGGUGACCUGCAACCACUGCACCAAGCGCCUGGUCUUCUUCAACAAGUGCAGCUUGCUGCUGCACGCCCGGGAGCACAAGGACAAAGGCCUGGUGAUGCAGUGCUCCCAUUUGGUCAUGAGGCCCAUCGCCUUGGACCAAAUGAUCGGGCAGCCGGACAUCACCCCCCUGGUCUCGGUGACCUCCUUCCCCGCCAGCAAAGUGACUGGCGUGGCUCAGGACGCCUUGGCCGCGGCCAGCGGGGCUCAGGACCUCCCCAUCCUGCCUCUGAGCAGCAGCUCGGAGCAGACAAACUACAGCUGCUUCCGCUGCCUGGAGUGCAAAGAGCAGUGCAAGGACAAGGCCGGGCUGGCCGCGCACUUCCAGCAGGCCGUGGCCACGGGGACCACCAGCAGCACGUCGGUGAAGAAGUUCCCGUGCCACCUGUGCGAGCGCUCGUUCUGCUCCGCGCCCAGCCUCCGCAGACACGUGCGAGUGAACCACGAAGGCAUCAAGCGCGUCUAUCCCUGCCGGUACUGCACAGAGGGCAAGCGGACCUUCAGCAGCCGCCUCAUCCUGGAGAAACACAUCCAGGUGCGGCACGGGAUCAAGGUGACCGACCAGACGAAGAGCCAGGAGGUCGUCAUCGCCCGGAUCGGGACCGGCGCCACGCAGGUACGAGGUCUCUGCGGUCUCUCGAGGUGUCCCCAAAGGGCUGGGGCCCUGCCGAGGUUUUGGGCAGGGCCGAAGGCAGCGCCCUGA
Molecule: messenger RNA, 2505 nt
Organism: Opisthocomus hoazin
Lineage: Eukaryota; Metazoa; Chordata; Aves; Opisthocomiformes; Opisthocomidae
Source: RefSeq, a predicted model, not a curated record